AUGGCAUUGGCGUUCGAUGAAUAUGGUCGGCCGUUCAUUAUACUAAAAGAGCAGGAUCAGAAGACUCGGUUGCGAGGUCUGGAUGCGCAGAAGGCCAACAUUUCAGCCGGCAAAGCAGUGGCUCGUAUCCUCCGGACCUCACUCGGACCCAAAGGCAUGGACAAGAUGCUCCAGAGCCCCGACGGUGACGUCACCAUCACAAAUGAUGGUGCAACAAUCUUGGAGCAGAUGGACGUUGACAAUCAGAUUGCGAAGCUAAUGGUUGAAUUAUCACGAAGUCAAGACUAUGAAAUUGGUGAUGGAACAACUGGAGUUGUUGUCAUGGCUGGUUCCCUUCUAGAACAAGCUGAGAAGUUAUUAGAACGUGGUAUUCAUCCUAUCCGGGUCGCGGAAGGAUAUGAAAUGGCUUCUAGGAUAGCUUUUCAACAUCUGGAGAAUGUAGCCGAUAAAUUCGAAUUUGAUGCUACAAAUAUAGAACCUCUGAUUCAAACUUGCAUGACUACUUUAUCAUCCAAGAUUGUUAAUCGAUGCAAGCGUAGUUUGGCAGAGAUUGCUGUCAAAGCAGUGCUAGCUGUUGCUGAUUUAGAGAGGAAGGAUGUUAACUUAGAUCUAAUUAAAGUAGAAGGGAAAGUAGGUGGAAAGUUGGAGGAUACUGAACUGAUAUAUGGAAUUGUUGUCGAUAAAGAUAUGAGCCAUCCACAGAUGCCAAAGCAAAUUGAGGAUGCAAAAAUUGCUAUUUUGACUUGUCCUUUUGAGCCACCAAAGCCAAAGACUAAGCAUAAGGUUGACAUUGAUACAGUGGAAAAAUUCCAAACACUACGUCAACAGGAGCAGAAGUACUUUGAUGACAUGGUUCAAAAAUGCAAGGAUGUUGGCGCUACCUUGGUUAUCUGCCAGUGGGGUUUUGACGAUGAGGCAAAUCACUUACUGAUGCAUAGAAACUUGCCUGCUGUUCGAUGGGUUGGUGGUGUUGAGUUAGAGCUGAUAGCCAUAGCCACAGGUGGGAGGAUUGUGCCAAGAUUUCAAGAGUUGACCCCAGAAAAACUAGGCAGAGCUGGUUUGGUUCGAGAAAAAGCAUUUGGUACUACUAAAGAUCGAAUGAUAUACAUUGAGCAUUGUGCAAAUUCAAGGGCUGUGACCAUAUUUAUACGCGGUGGUAACAAGAUGAUGAUAGAGGAAACCAAACGGAGUCUUCAUGAUGCUUUAUGUGUUGCUCGGAAUCUGAUUCGCAACAACUCCAUAGUAUAUGGUGGUGGAUCAGCUGAGGUUUCUUGCUCAAUUGCAGUGGAAGCAGCUGCUGAUAAAUACCCAGGAGUUGAGCAGUAUGCAAUCAGGGCAUUUGCAGAUGCUUUAGAUGCAAUUCCCAUGGCGCUGGCUGAGAAUAGUGGUCUCCAACCCAUCGAAACUCUUUCUGCCGUUAAAUCUCAACAGAUUAAGGAAAACAACCACUGCUGUGGUAUCGACUGCAAUGAUAUUGGAACAAAUGACAUGCGCGAGCAAAAUGUCAUUGAGACGUUGAUUGGGAAACAACAGCAGAUUCUUCUUGCAACUCAAGUUGUUAAAAUGAUUCUGAAGAUUGAUGAUGUUAUCUCAUCAUCUGAUUAUUAA
Molecule: messenger RNA, 1608 nt
Organism: Fraxinus pennsylvanica
Lineage: Eukaryota; Viridiplantae; Streptophyta; Magnoliopsida; Lamiales; Oleaceae
Source: the annotation of a GenBank genome assembly